AACAUAACCUUUGAGCAUAUGCAUUAUUAACGUUCAAAUGGUUGAUAAAUUUGCACAACUUUCUCCCGUUGAUCCACAAAAAGAUCCCUAUGGCUAUCUGGGACUGGUUCAAAACCCCGAUGGUUUGGUCUCACGUUCCAAUGAAAACCACUCCAAUCUUCUUGUUAAGGAUGUCACCAUAAACCAAUCCAAAAACACAUGGGCACGUGUCUUCCUCCCAAAAGAAAUGGUUUAUUCCAAUCCAACCUCAAAACUCCCUGUUUUAAUCUACUUUCAUGCCGGAGGAUUUGUUAUAUGUUCCGUUUCCACGCCAUUCUUUGAAGAUCUCUACACCACGUUCACGACAAAGCUUAAUGUUAUGCUUAUAUCAGUAGACUACCGUCUUGCUUCAGAACAUAAGCUGCCCGUGGCAUACGAUGAUUGUAAAGAAGCUUUGGAAUGGAUCCAUGAUUCGAAAGAUGAAUGGUUGACUAAAUAUGCAGAUUUAUCCAACAGUUUUCUCAUGGGGAGUAAUGCCGGGGCGAAUAUAGCAUAUAAUGUCGGGCUGAGUAUCACUGAUGAUCAAGAUAAUAAUAAUCUUCAGCCUCUAAAUAUUAAAGGGUUGAUUUUAAACCAACCUUUCUUUGGUGGAAUGAAGAGAACAGAUUCGGAAUCGAAAGGCACUGACGAUAAGAUGUUGCCACCUUGUCUAAGUGAUGUGAUGUGGGAAUUGGCAUUGCCGAAAGGCGCAGAUCGCGAUCAUGAGUUCUCUAACCCAUUGAUGGAUCCAAAAUCAGGUCGAUUCGAGAAGAUUAAAGGUUUGGGAUGGAAGAUUUUGGUGACAGGUUGUGAUGGGGAUCCGUUGUUUGACAGACAAGUUGAGUUUGUGAAAAUGUUGGAAGGGAAGGGUUUUGUCUGUGAAAGGUGAAUUUCGUGAUAGAGGGUUUCAUGGAUGUGACAUUUUUGAUGGUGCUAAAGUUCAGGCUUUCUGUGAGGUUGUGAAAGAGUAUAUGAAAUCUGUUGUUUGAAACUCGUGAAACUAACACAUUUUGAUUAGUAGGAAACUUUACGAGUAUGUUUUCCUAUUCCUACGAAUUAAUCAUUGUAAUGGUUUAUAAUUAGCCUUUUUUAUGUUGUCUCCAGUUGUUUGUGUAUUUUGAUCAAACCACAUUAUUAGUACGUAAUACUAUACUCC
Molecule: messenger RNA, 1174 nt
Organism: Oldenlandia corymbosa var. corymbosa
Lineage: Eukaryota; Viridiplantae; Streptophyta; Magnoliopsida; Gentianales; Rubiaceae
Source: the annotation of a GenBank genome assembly